UGUGCCUGUGCUGAUAGUAGAUGAGAGUUGGAAUGUAGCGCAGUGAGAUGGGUAAUAACUUGAAUAAGCCCAGCUCAGCCACAGUAGAAAAUGAACCACAUGCUAAAGCAACAAUACCAGGUCAAACCAACAGUAAUACAAAUCAAACACUAGAUGAAUUAUGGUCAAAAAAGGAUGGUGAAUUACCACGUCUUGUGACCGCUGUUGUUGUUGGUGUGGGCAAUCGUGGACAAAAUUAUGCAAACUUUGCUCUGGAUUUUCCAUCUCGCCUCAACAUUGUUGGAGUUGCUGAGCCAGAGAAACACAGAAGAGAAAAAAUACAGCGGCUCCAUGGCAUUCCAGAUGAGCGCGCACUAGAUGACUGGAGUAAAUUAGCAAUAUUGGAUAAAAUAGCUGAUUUUGCUAUCAUUACAACUCAAGAUAAUAUGCAUAAAGACCCAGCCAUUGCGUUUGCUAAUAAAGGAUAUCAUUUGCUACUGGAGAAGCCAAUGGCAGUCGAAGAAGAAGAUUGUGAGGAGAUUGCAGAUGCUUGUGAGAGAAACAAUGUCAUGGCUGCUGUGGGACAUGUCAUGAGUUUUCUCAUUCCGUUAUGUUUGGGGAAUUUACAUCGUGAAUGGGAAGCCGAAGGAGCUCUGAACAAUUAUGGAAGGCAUUUCGUAGUUGGGUUCACUGCUCAAUAUUCAAGCUACCAAGCGCUUGGUUACAUUGGUUUAUCAAUACGAGCAACAGAAGACACAAAUGUGACCAUAUUUAACAACAAAUCAGGUUCACCGAUGAACGACACAAUCUUUAUAAGAGGAGGAGAAAUACUGGAGAAGAAACUGCCAGUAUCCUUGCGAAUGGCGGGCACGAAGAAGCAAAUGAACGGCAUUGAGAUUAAGUCGACGAGAAACAUUUCUGUCGUAUGUUUAGACCACUACUCCUCUUCAGCAGAUGGCUACCUGGCACUACCAACAAACACCUUGGGGCUGGUUUACGUUGCUGCUUCCUAUCCACCUUAUACCUCUUACGCCCGUUCAAACCUUGCUAUAAUAUCUGCUCACGACAAAAAUGGUGUUCUUAUUAUACCCGCAAAAAAUGUGGUAAUAAAUUAUCAUGGGCUCUCGUACGAUAAAGGCUUAUCGCUCUUUGUAACUUUGGAAAGGCUUGAAGCUCUUCAUCUUUCCUGCACAUCGGACAUGUCUGGAACAAUUAUUAUCGCAAGCAAACUAGUUGCUGUAGUAUCUGGUGUCGACCGAGCGCUACCCUCUGGUUCCAAAACAUCCCAUGACUUGCUAGAAUCAUUUCUUUUACCCGUAACUCAGUGGGGAAAACAAUACAUAUUGACAACUGUCGGAUCACUAAAUAAACAGCAAGGAGAUAUUUUCAGAAUUUUUGCGUUUGAAAAUAAUACAGUUGUCGAAAAUGCUUAUAAGAGCGAGGUUUUGUUAACUGGCGCAUAUACAGAAUUGAAGCUGGGACAAAACUUAACGUCUUUCGUGAAGUGUAAUAAACCAUGUCAAGUUAUGCAAUACAUUAGAGGGGAAGCGAUUGGCGGAAAAUAUGCAGACCCUUCAAUGAUUGUUCUCCCGUCAGAAAACCAGUUUCUUUCGUAUUACCAAGCAGUACUUCCUAACAGCAGGCAAUAUCAUGAUUCAAUCACUGUAAUGAUUCAAGGAAUAUACAAAGAAGGUCUAUAUAUGAAUGGCAUAAAACUCAAUGGCGUUCAGUGGAAGACUAUUGAAGGAACGCAAUAUGUCUGGACUGUUGUUAACACAGCAGGCUCAAAUACUGUGACUAUCUUCCAUUCUUCUUCCGCGGUGAAGUUUGGUCUUCUCGUCUAUGGUUUUAAUAGCGCUGUCUCGUACGCUUAUCCCGGAGGUUUUGCUCUAUCAAAUAUUGGUCAAAAACAAGCAAAUCAACGUGCACCAAAAAUCGUCAAUUUUCGAGACAAAGUGACAAACUACGGAAUGGAGUUUGUUGUAGGAUUUACAUCGUUGUAUCGGUCCAAGAGUGGUGGUCAAAUUGGAAUAGCUAUUGUGGCCCAUUUUGAUACGAACAUUACCAUUAAAACAGAAUCCGUGACUAAAUCAUUGAACGUAACUUUUCAUAUGAAAGAAGGAGAAUUUUUAAAAUAUAAUCUGCCGUUGUCUCUUCGAAUGAAUGGAAAACAAAGAAAUGGCGUGUUGGUUUCAUCAACAGAGAACAUUUCAGUAACGUGUUUAGACUACCGGUACAGUUCCUAUGGUGGUGAUGGAUAUUUAGCGUUACCAACCUACGCACUGGGCAUCAUUUACGUUGUUGCUUCAUAUAAACCAUACGACUAUUAUUCACGAGCAAAGAUCGGCAUUGUAGCUGCACACGACCGAACAAACGUUUUAUUUAAGUUGAAUAAGAACGCGGUUAUUGCAUACAAUGGUAUCUCAUAUAAUUAUGGCAGUCCUUUUCAUAUUUCUUUGAGUAAACUACAAUCUGUUCAAUUAGAGAGUGUAUCAGACGUAUCCGGAUCUAUGAUAUUCGCUUCUAAACCAAUAACUGUUAUCUCCAGCGUUGACUUAAAAAGACCUGGUUCUGGAAACUCUGAUAAAUUAGCGACAUUGCUUUUACCAGUCACCCAGUGGGGAAAACAAUAUAUAUUAACAACUGUCGGAUCAAUGAGUCAUCAUAAAGGAGAUAUUUUUAGAGUUUUUGCAUUUGAAAACAAUACAGUUGUUAAAAAUGCAUACGGGAGCAAACUCUUGUCUCCUGGUACAUACACAGAACUGAUAUUGGAUAAAAAUCUAACGUCGUUUAUUAACUGCAGUAAACGUUGUCAAGUCGUACAAUACAUUAUUGGGAAAACCAUUGGUGGAAGAUAUGCUGACCCUUCAAUGAUAGUGCUUCCUUCGAUUAAACAGUUUUUACCAUAUUAUCGUGUUAUGGCAAGUUAUGCUUCAACUUACUUCAGUUCAGUGACAAUUACGAUUGAGAAACGUUAUACGAACGGUUUGUAUUUUGAUGAAGUUCAAAUGUCUAAUUUAACCUGGUUGAAAGUAACGGGGACAAAUUACGUUUGGACAGUGGUUGGUAUGGCUGGAACAAAAGUUGCUACAGUUUAUCAUUCUUCACCGGCAGUAAAGUUUGGAUUGUUGGUGUUUGGAUGGUACUACUCUGAUUCUUACGCUUACCCUGGCGGAUUUGGCCUUCACCAUUUUUAUACGUCAGGGCAAGAACAAGCGAAUCAAAUGGCAUCCAAAACAGCCACUUUUACAGACAAAGUGACAAACUACGGAAUGGAGUUUGUUGUAGGAUUUACAUCGUUGUAUCGGUCCAAGAGUGGUGGUCAAAUUGGAAUAGCUAUUGUGGCCCAUUUUGAUACGAAUUACCAUUAA
Dendronephthya gigantea is the source of this 3350-nucleotide messenger RNA. RefSeq lists its product as uncharacterized. Lineage: Eukaryota; Metazoa; Cnidaria; Anthozoa; Malacalcyonacea; Nephtheidae. Gene Ontology annotation, molecular function: nucleotide binding. The record is from RefSeq and is a predicted model, not a curated record. Bases 48 to 3350 code for a protein of 1100 amino acids. The transcript has 7 exons.